GCCUCCUGUUUGACGGUGCCACAAUCAAGCGAGAAACCCGCUUUCACCAUUCGUCGUGCUUCUCUCAUCAUCGCUGCCGUCCACAUCAGCUAUCAUGACCACAUUAUUUCUGUGAUUUUUGAGCCCUUUCUGGUGUGCUGACGGCCUGCCUCCUCGCUUCUCUCCUUUCUGUACCUACCAGAAACUGCCUGGUCGCCGCCAUCCUGUGGCCACCAAGGCACCGUAUCUCUCCCCAAACCAUCCACUUGCAGCGGUUAAUCCUUCACAACUUGAACUUCAAACCUUUGUUCGACCCACCACCUUACUGGAGACUGCCACUGCUACUGUCCCUUCAACCGUUUACCCUUUUGAUCGUCCUUUACCCACCGAGCCGGUGUCCGCCCCCAGAAUAGUUCUCCCCCUGUGAUUGGGAUCCUGGGCUACUUCAUCACACUACGCCCAAUUGGCACCGCAGAUUAUCCUUCUAUGGUGGCUUCUUCACUUUUGCAUUAAUUAAUUACACUUCCCAUUCCGUUCUUUUUGACUUUGGCCCUUCCCCAAUCUAUUUGGCUCUACAACGACUCUCGCUUGCCGCCAUACCGCGUGCGGUCUGUCGCAUCCAUAUUGAUUUUCUUGAUCUCUUACUCCCCGGCUUCUUCUUGGUGCCAAUCUGCCGCUUGGCUCUCUGCCUCUAUUCUUGUAUUCUUGUUCGACGGGCAGCCUCCAAGUCGACCAUAUUUCUCUGUUGUCCGAGUCCUCCGCAUCUUCCUUUUGGGCUCGUUUGGAGCUCAACUGUGCAACAAAAUCGCCAACCUUGUGUCACCAUUGACCCUCAACGUAUUCUUCUCGACGCGCAUUCACUUCUGCAUCUCACCUUGACUUCCUAGGCCGUGGCUCUUUCGAUCUUGGACUGGUCGCACAGUGUUUGGGCUCUACAAGAUUAGAGGAGGCGGCAGUGCCGCCAGUACUCUUCACCGGCUCUCGGGUAUUCCUUAUCCAACAUGUUACCACGACCACCAUCGAAUAAUGGGCGGAGGUUAUCUGAGCUUUCUUCAGAGCGCCCUCGCUCGUCAUGGGAGUCCUCCUAUUCUCCUCUUCGGCCGUUCCAACCGCCGGCCUCACGUCCCUCCACCACCGCUGGUGCUAUGGAACCCGAAAGCUCGGAUAGUGAUGUCUCGGUCGGUGGAGGAGAUGAAUACAGAUUCGCCAGUCCGUUGACGGCUCCAAUCCCUCUUCCGCCUCCCCCGUCAAGACAUGCCUUGGAGUCUUCAGAUGCAAUCCAAGCUCGUCUCGACGAGUUAGCGCGUGUGGAGGAGCACAACAUCAAGAAGUACGAGCUGCUCAAGGCCAAGCGUGCUCGCAAGGAUGACAAGAUUCGUCGCAAACGAGAAAUCCAGGACCAGAAAUGGGCGGCCAUCGUCGAGGCUCGUCAACGCCGUGACGCUAGAAUCGACGCCCGACGUACACGAGAAGACACGGCCUUUUCUCAGUUCUUCGAUCAUGAGCUGGAGGAAGAAGAGAAUAGCCUUCGUCGGCGGCUGAAGCGGUUGAAACGAGGACUACCACCAGAGGAAUCGCCUAAACGCGCCACAACAAAACCUGCCUCAUUGUCUGAGUCGCCGUCGGCAUCCACACUAUCAACUCUUCCGCCACCGCCGAAACGUCAUCAGGUUGGUCCUCCAGGCCAACCAGACUCUGUCAAUCCUGUACAGUCGAGAUCCUCGCCACAAUCCAGCCUUGCAGCGCCGUCCAAGAGCUCAAUAGCUCCAUCGCCGUAUUCCUCGUAUCAUCGAGAUUCGAGUGCCACAUACGCACGACCUUUUCAUAUCACUCCCGUGUAUUCGACGACUCCUAAUACAGUGUCGCCGAGCGGCGCGACCAAUGGUCUGGCCAACACGUCACAGUCCUCAACCGAACGAUCCCAUUUUAGUCACCUGGGUCGACCGGCUUCACCACUUUCGCGGGUGAGCUCGACUAGUCAAUCGGCUACAAACCCGGCGACGCCGGCAAACCCGCCGCGACAGAUCCCGUCGAGCUACGAUACACGGCCUCCGCCUUCCACCACACCCACGGGAUUUACAGCAAUCAAAACACCGUCCACGACAGGAUUCGCCACCAUCAACCCCAGAACAACCGCCAGCUCACCUCUUCCCAAGGUUGGACUGCCGAGACCAUUGGGCAUCACAGAUACGCUCAAAACACCGAACCAUUCGAUGGGGGGUGAUGGCAUGGAAAAUACCCGGUUCCAUGCAUACCAGACACCCAGCGCCAUCCUGGCACAUCCCGCUGGUUCCAACAAGCGCGCUCCUUCCACGACACAUCCCUACCAGAUGUCCGAGGCAUUCGCCAAUCGCCACCACCAUUGUGAACGAGUCGACAGCUUGAACCGCGGCAUUUGGACAUCAUACGGUGUGGGAGGGACAAAGGACAAUCCGACCGGCCCGCCGGUGGAGAUGUAUCUUCGGUGCAACCAUGACGGAUGUUCGCGCAUUGAUUGGCGCACGGUGCAUGGCUUACAAUGCCACAUUGUGAAGAAUCACCUUCAGCCGAAGGGCACGAUUGGGAGUCUUGACAAGGCACUAGAGAAGUAUGGCGUCCCUGUCAAAGAGGUCGAAGACUAUGAACGGAUUCAUGGAAGGGGGAGCGCCGGGACCAUGGCCGACCCCAAAAACCACAAGAUAAAAACCAAGUCUUCAGAAGCGUCAGUGGCCUCAGAGGAUGGUGGGGACCGCGCGCCAGGAUCUUAUGUCAUUGACCCUGAAGCGAGACCUGCGGGAUACAGACCAAGUUCGACUUCGACCGUUGACAGUGCUCCUGUGUCGGAAGAAGCCAAGACAAGUCCAAAGCCAGCCUUGCAAAACGGCACACAGAAGGAUUCUGCGUCACGGGUUGAGGAACCCAAGCAGUCGGCAGUGGGCCCAACACCCCCAGUUCCACCAGCCCCUGCUGGGCGUUCGUUUUCGAGCAGCAGAUGGCUCAACUCGUACAUGCUCGCACGAGAAACUGAAGCCGAGCCGAAAAGAUUGCAAGGUGAUUUCGGGAUGAGUGAGACACAAAGUCGACAUGAUGUAGAUUCACGAGGUGUUUCUUCACAACAGCCCAUCAACAACGGUGAUCACGCUCCACCAGAUCGCGCCGACGAAGCCACUGCGCCGAAGUCUUCUCCAACGGCGACCGGUGAGGCUAACCCAGCCCCAAGAACGACAAGUUCUCCUACGGCUUCCUCGGUAACCUUGCCAUCAGCGAAGGGGUCUACAGAUCCGCCUUUGGAUCCUGCUCCAGAAGCUACGGCGUUGGAGGCUCGUGACCAAAAGCAACCGGCCCAAGACGAUGGUACCACAACUGAGAAUGCAAUCGCUCCACAGAGCACCGACAACCAGCAAGGACAAGCUCCCUCCUCCGCCGAGCAAGAUGCUGGAAAAGGAGCUGACGGAAAUAUCAACGGUCAAUCAGCGGGUGGUAAGAGCGAAGAUAUCAAAGUUGAGGAACUAGCCCAGCCUGAUGGAGCAGCCCAAGUAGAAAGUCCGUCGGAUCCUUCAGAGACGAUUGUUGUGGACGGUCAGUCGGGCAAGGAGGCGCCCACGAGAAAGAAGAUCCCUCAGUCACCAAGCAUCGCCAACAAGAGCAUCACCACGACCACCACCACACCGACCAGUGUCCGACGAAUGAGUCGACGAUCUAGUGCAGCAAGGAGAUCGGUGGAUGUCGAUGGCGACGCAGGACACGGCAAGGACGCUCGAGCAACAACUACUACCGUGGAAGAAGAUGGCGAGGACAAUGAGGGCAAAGAGGAAAAGGAGAAAGACACUGUCAAACCCGGACCCAGACGGUCGAUGCCUGGACGCUCACUACGCCGAGGUCGGGUUUAAUCUGUGUGGCGUGUUUUCAAGAUUUGCCGCAAGUCGGGAUGUCUGGACGAGUUUGCUAGUUUCUUUUUUUCUUUUUCAUGCGGCUUGCGGGACAUGAGUUUAAGGCGGAGGACAUGGCGAAGCCCUUUGGUUUUGGGUUCCAGGCCCGCUGAUCUGGUAGCGACAGGAUUUGGUCUCCCAGUGGUCUGACCAUAGUGAUGGCGACGGUGGCAGCAUUCAUAUCUUGUAUGAGUGGUACUGGGACUGGGAUAGUUGUACUUGGCAGCAACUUAAUGCGAUGGAUUGGGCGAGGGAGGGGGCAGGGCUGGAUUGACUGACUGGGAGCGAACAGCACGGGAAUACAACUAAUAUCUCUCAGGUGGUGUUGGAGGCGCUGGUGACACGGCACGGUCGACUCAACAAGCUGCGAACAGCAAGCACCACUGCCCUGAAUCAAGCAAAGCAACGAGGAAGCAGACCAACAGCGAAACAAGAGACAUGAGCUCAGAUAUUUAUCUCACUGCAGUGCUACCUAAUUAAUAAUGAUAUAGUUAUACUAGCAUGACCACUGCACAUUCUCGG
This is a messenger RNA of Exophiala dermatitidis NIH/UT8656, 4409 nucleotides long. RefSeq lists its product as uncharacterized. The transcript is spliced from 3 exons. Bases 981 to 3848 code for a protein of 955 amino acids. The record is from RefSeq and is a predicted model, not a curated record. NCBI's taxonomy places the organism in Eukaryota, Fungi, Ascomycota, Eurotiomycetes, Chaetothyriales, Herpotrichiellaceae.